AUGUAAACAGGAAGUGCUUCUUUUCUUUGAAUCCGAGGCGCCUACUAGCUGCUAACUGCUAGCUGCUGCAAACUCACAGGUAACAGAUCUAAAGGGAUGCCAGCGUCGGAGCCGGUCCACCUGGGUCGGAAACGAGCCGUCCCCUCCUGCCCGAACCCACUGUUCCUCCUCUGGCUCACCGAGCUCCGGGACGAGGCCAAGGACAAGGGCCUGAAGACCCAGUACACCUACCAGAAGGCUAUCAGCUCUUUGAAUAAAUAUCCAUUACCACUUCAAAACGCCAAAGAGGCCAAGAUCCUCCAGAACUUUGGUGACGGCAUCUGUAAGAUUCUGGAUGACAAACUGCAGCGAUACCAGAGAGAGAACAGUCCAAACGCUCCAAUUCACUGUCUCCCUGAAGUAGCGCCCCCUGCUGGCAGACAGGACAACAACAGCCUGGCUCCCUCCACAAAGAAGAAAGCAGCAGGGGAUGAUGGGAAAGGAAGAGGAGGAGGAGGAGGGAGGAGGAAGAGGGUGUAUGUACCCCAGAAGAGGUCGGGAGGUUACGCUGUACUGUUAACCCUUUACAAACAGUCACAGAUCCCAGGCAGUAAAGGUUUUAUGUAUAAGAUGGAGCUCCAGUCAGAUGCUCAGAGUCUCUGUGAUAAGUCUUUCACUGCUCCAGAUGUAGGCAGUAAGUACACCGCCUGGUCUUCAGUGAGUACUCUGAUUCAGAAGAACUACGUGAUAAAGACCCACAACCCAGCAAGGUAUUCUCUGACAGAAGAGGGUCUGGCGUUGGCGGAGCAUCUGGAGUCAGCAGAACAGGCGACUAAAGAUGUCCCAGGGCAGGCUAGAGAGGGGGCUAGAGGUGAAGGAGAGGAGCAGGAGGAGGAGGAGGGAGGUGGUCCUGGACCUGUGGACCUCACUACUACUGAUGAUGAAGACGAAGAAGAGAAGGACGAAGACAGACUGCACUGCGUGGAGAGGCUGAUCUGUACUGGCCAGCCCAGCAGGGAGGCUGAUGGGAUGGGCUCAUCUGGAAAACCCCAGAAUUCAGAGACGAGGAGCAGAAAUCUGAAUGCAGCACGUCUUCUACCUGGCACCUAUGAAAUAAUCCUCUGUGUUGACUUCAUAGAGACGACUGGCGGCAGCAACCACCGUAAGCAGGAGCUGGUCAAAGAGCUCCAGAGGAACGGAGUCAACUUCCACGUUCGGAAGCUAAACGUUGGAGACUUCCUGUGGGUCGCUAGAGAAAAGCUUGCACCUGUUCCAGGUAGAAGCUGGCUGCUUGUUGCUCAGCUAGCUGAAUACCUGAUUGUCUCUCCAGGUGAGUUGCGAGCUCCUGCAGGCAGGGAGCUGGUCCUGGAUUACAUCAUCGAGAGGAAGAGGAUGGACGACCUGUGUGCCAGCAUCAUCGACGGACGAUUCAGGGAACAGAAGUUCCGUCUGAAGAGGUGUGGUCUUCGGCGGCCCUGUUACCUGGUGGAGGAGUGUGGAUCAGCUGCAUCCCACUUGAGUUUACCUGAGAGCACCCUGCAGCAGGCCAUCAUCAACACACAGGUGGUAGUUGAUGGCUUCUUUGUGAAGAGAGUCCAGGAUGUGAGGGAGUCUGCAGCCUACCUCACCUUCAUGACGCGACACCUGACUAAACUUUACCAGAACUGUACUCUGAGCUGUCGCUCCAGAGAGCUGGAGGGUGAUGGAGGAGGUACUGAGGAGGACAGAGGGAGCCCCUCCUGCUCUCUCAUUUCUUUUGCAGAGUUUAACCACGGAGCGAUGAAGAACAAGUGUCAGACAGUCAAAGAAGUGUUUGCCAGACAGUUGAUGCAGAUCAGUGGUUUGUCUGGAGACAAAGCAGCAGCAAUACUGGAGCAGUACAGCACACCACACAGUCUGGUCUCAGCCUAUGAAAGAUGUGAAAGUGAAGCAGAGAAGGAGAAACUUGUUUCUUCCAUCCGAUACGGGAAGCUCAAAAGAAACGUGGGUCCAGCUCUGAGCAGAACACUUUAUCAGCUCUACUGUUCUCAGGGAGUGUUAACAUAGAUAAUAAAAGUGUUUCAUUCAUUCAUGUUUUCUGCCUCCAACACUGAUGAAACUGGAGCUCUUCUUCCUCGUAAUGUGAAAACAUUCAGUCAUUGAUUUUCAGUUCCUGCUCCACUUGAAUAGAAUCAAGUUCAGGAUGGUCAUUUACAUGUUUGUGUAAAUGUGAACCUGCUGCUAUAUUUUUCUUUUUUGUAUCAUACUGGGACUUUUCACAAAUAUGUCCUAAUACACAAAUAAAAUAUUUUGAAUAAUA
Molecule: messenger RNA, 2278 nt
Organism: Centropristis striata (black sea bass)
Lineage: Eukaryota; Metazoa; Chordata; Actinopteri; Perciformes; Serranidae
Gene: mus81
Product: MUS81 structure-specific endonuclease subunit
Exons: 17
Coding region: 97-2025 (642 amino acids)
Biological process (GO): DNA catabolic process; mitotic intra-S DNA damage checkpoint signaling; resolution of meiotic recombination intermediates
Cellular component (GO): Holliday junction resolvase complex; nucleus
Molecular function (GO): 3'-flap endonuclease activity; DNA binding; crossover junction DNA endonuclease activity
Source: RefSeq, a predicted model, not a curated record